Messenger RNA from Loa loa (African eye worm), 273 nucleotides. RefSeq lists its product as hypothetical. NCBI's taxonomy places the organism in Eukaryota, Metazoa, Nematoda, Chromadorea, Rhabditida, Onchocercidae. The record is from RefSeq and is a predicted model, not a curated record. Bases 1 to 273 code for a protein of 90 amino acids. The transcript is spliced from 2 exons.
AUGUUGAAAUUACAGCAGCAACAACAACAACAACAACAAUUAUUUGCAUUAACAAUAGCAGCAACAACAACAACGAUAACAACAACAACAACAACAACAACAACAACAACAACAAUAACAACAACGGCAACAAUAACAACAACAGCAACAAUAACAACAAGACUAAUAGAAAGAGCGCUAGUGAAGGGAGGAAGAAAACAAAUAGUGGUUAGGCGGAGAUUGCGGCGAAAGAUUGAUGGAAUAUUUGAGCAUGCUAAACAACAAAUAAAAUGA